Benincasa hispida (wax gourd) is the source of this 1111-nucleotide messenger RNA. It is a transcript of the gene LBD21, whose product is annotated as LOB domain-containing protein 21. The record is from RefSeq and is a predicted model, not a curated record. NCBI's taxonomy places the organism in Eukaryota, Viridiplantae, Streptophyta, Magnoliopsida, Cucurbitales, Cucurbitaceae.
GGACUAUAAUCACCUCACGAACUUUUAGUUGGUGCCCUCAAAUGGCCCCUAACCAAUCCCUUCAUGUAUAUAUAUAUAAAUACACAUCCUUUGUUGUAAAGAAGAUGACCUUAUUUUAGAUUAACAUAAUGAAGAAAGAGCAGGCAUGAGAGGUUGGCAUGAAACUCGUUCUUCUUCUUCUUGUGCAGCCUGCAAAUUGCUGAAAAGAAGAUGCAUUCCCACUUGCAUAUUUGCUCCUUACUUUAGGUCUGAUGAGCCAAAGAAAUUUGCCAAAGUUCAUAAGGUUUUUGGGGCAAGUAAUGUGAGCAAGAUUCUUACUGAAGUGCCUGAGGAGCAGAGAGAAGAUACGGUCAAUUCUUUGGCUUAUGAGGCUGAAGCAAGGCUGAGAGAUCCUGUUUAUGGCUGCAUCGGUGCCAUAGCUUUGUUGCAGACUAAAAUGGUGGAGCUUCAACAUGAUCUUGCUCUUGCCAAAGCUCGUCUUGCUCGUUAUGCUAAUGAUUCUUCUCAUCAUAAUCUUAAUGUUUCUUCUUCCUCUUCUUCUUUCGAAAAUUGUGUUGUUAAUAUGUCUUAUGGUGGAUUGAGUUUUUCUGCUGGGCAGAGCUCUUCUGAUAUCACCCAAUAUGGAUAUUUAUGUGAUUUCAACCAUUUUCCUUAUCCAUUUAAAGCUUGAAACUCUGUGAUCUCUCUCUCUCUGUCUCUAUCAUCAGGGUUUCAUGAAAGAUUUUUCUUUUUUUGUUUCUGUAUGAUCAUCGGUUAUACUCAAUGUAUCUGUAUCUUAGUUUUUUAGGAAUUAACGUGUCGUCGUACUCUAUCCUAUCCAUAUCUUAUAUCCGUAUUUAUGUCUGUGCUUCAUAGGUUCAAUCCCAACUCAAUUCUUGUUAUAUGUUCAAUUCUUAAACAUAUUACUCGACUAAUCUUAUUAGACAAUUAGGUAUCUUACUAUUGAUUAAACUAGUUUUGCUUUUUUCUCACUACUGGAGAAUCUUCAAGGCUUUAUGAUGAGAAACAAGGAAGUAGAAACUGAUUUUGAGGAUUCUUUCAAAACAAAGAAGAAUCGAAAGUUUGAACUUUUUCAUCUUUCUUAUGAAUUCCAAAGUGCAGUUGAAAUUAA